Messenger RNA from Clarias gariepinus (North African catfish), 2279 nucleotides. It is a transcript of the gene steap3, whose product is annotated as STEAP family member 3, metalloreductase. The record is from RefSeq and is a predicted model, not a curated record. Gene Ontology annotation, biological process: copper ion import. NCBI's taxonomy places the organism in Eukaryota, Metazoa, Chordata, Actinopteri, Siluriformes, Clariidae. The transcript has 5 exons. Gene Ontology annotation, cellular component: endosome; plasma membrane. Bases 21 to 1472 code for a protein of 483 amino acids. Gene Ontology annotation, molecular function: cupric reductase (NADH) activity; ferric-chelate reductase (NADPH) activity.
AACACCCAAGUAGAGUAGCUAUGGCCUAUGAGAUGGAUGCCCCCUUACCUAUGGAUGAAAAGGACACAAUUGAUGCUGCACAUAUGACUACUUCUUCCACUGUGGCCAUUCUGGGAUCUGGUGACCUCUCGCGGUCCUUGGCUAUGCGUCUGGUAGCAUGUGGGUUUGGUGUGGUGGUGGGGAGUCGUUGUGUCAAGCGCAUCUCUCCUGGUCUCUUUGUGGAUGCAGUGGAGCUGAGCAGUCAGGAGGCAGCAGUAGCAAAAGCCAACAGGCUGGUCUUUAUGGCCUUGUUCCCUGAGCACUAUCCAUCCCUGCUGGGCCUCAGGAGUGCACUGGCUGGAAAGAUUCUUGUGGAUGUGAGUAAUGCUGUAGCGAUGAACAGCAAGAGGCAAUCUAAUGCAGAGCAGCUUGCUGAGAUGUUCCCAGACAGUGUGGUCGUUAAAGGCUUUAACACAAUUUCUGCCUGGGCUCUACAGACUGGUGCGCAUGAUGGCAGCCGACAGGUGCUGCUGUGCAGUGACAGUGCAGGAGCAAAACAUGAGGUGGCCCAGCUCGCCCGGCGCAUGGGCUUCUACCCAGUAGAUGUUGGCAGUCUGUGUUUUGCACAGGAUCUUGAAAGAAAGCCCUUACAUCUCUUCCCAUCCUGGCGUGGCCCUGUAUUAGCCACCUUUCUGCUCUUCUUAUUUUUCUACUGCUAUGGAUUUAUCCGUGACAUUCUUCUGCCAUACUUAGUUCAUGGAAAAAACUCCUUUUACCGCCUGGUCCUUUCCCUACUGAAUGAAAGCUUGCCGUGCGUAGCGCUGGUCAGCCUGUCACUGGUGUACUUGCCAGGGCUGUUUGCGGCAUGGCUGCAGCUGUGGAGAGGCACCAAGUACCAGCGUUUUCCCAGCUGGUUAGAUACCUGGAUGUUGCGAAGGAAACAGCUUGGCUUGCUGAGCUUCCUGUGUGCUGCUCUGCAUGGAGUGUAUUGCCUCUGCUUUCAACUCCGUGCCAUCACACAACGCAGGCUGGUCAACACUGCUUACUCACAGGUGAACUUAGGUGUGGAGAUGCCGUGGGAUGAAGAGAGGGUAUGGCGCACUGAACUCUACGUGUCCACUGGAGUGUUAGGUCUGGGCAUCCUCUCACUGAUGUCUGUCACAUCUCUUCCCUCAGUAGGCAACAUCCUCACAUGGAGGGAGUUCACCUUUGUUCAGUCUGGACUUGGUUAUGCUGCUUUGACUCUCUCUGUCAUGCACACGCUGGUGAUCGGCUGGAAUUUUGCCUUCUCCUCCAAAGCCUAUGCAUUCUACAUGCCACCAAGUUACAUGCUAGCUGUGGCUCUGCCAUGUGCUGUACUGGUGUGCCGCUGUAUCCUGCUGCUGCCAUGUUUUUCUGCCAGGUUGACACGCAUACGCCGAGGCUGGGAAAGCACACGCAAAUGUCCUGUGUCACACCACAACCAACUGCAGUAUUUACAAACCAGGCUUUGACUAUAUAAUUAAAAACCCUCUGGACCAUUAUGCAUUUAUCCUACCCAGUCUAGGUAUUAAAAACAAAACAUAAGAAAACCUUUCCUCAACAAUUCAAGAAUUGCACCAUGACUAAAGUGUUGCUUUAUGAAAUUACAUCCACUUCAAAAUUCGCAUGUUGUAAACUGAUAGAGAUUGCUGUUCUUUUUUUUAUAUUUUUACAUCCAUCUCAACAGCCAAUGUCAGCCAUUCUCCAAUCCAAUAUCCUGUCACUAAAAGCUUACCUCUGCUGACCACAGUAAACAUUUUAUCAGUAAGGUUAUACCAUAAUCAGUGCUUGUUAAAGACUUCCUACAAUGCCCAUGCUAAGCCUUAUUACAGCAAUUAAAAAGUAUCUAGUGAUAGUUUACAAUGGUUAUAUGAGAGGAAAUGUGUUGUACAGUAUAUAGCCCCUUAAAUGAUAGUAACAUAGUUCCAACCUUUCAUCAUGCUUACUAAGGCUGUAAGUAUUUGUUCUGCUACUUAAUUUGAAUUAUAUCAAAUUAUACCCAUUUAUAAAGGAAAUGCAAUUACAAACAUGCAAUUGAUAUUUGCAUUUGCUACAUAGCUUAGGAAUUAAUGCUUUGAAAAUGCUGCAUUAUUAGCAGGUCACAGCUUAAAAUCUUAAAUGAUCUGGAAUUUCUACUUAAAAAAGAACUCACCUACAUAUACUAAUAAUGCUUUCACAUGUGUAGAAAUAAGUUGAAAUUCCAAAUAAAAUGCCAAAACUGGCAUACAUCAAUUUAUAUUUGUUUUGUUAAGCAAAUAAUAAGGACAAAGAUAUUAAGU